AUGUUUUGUCUGCGGUCUGGCCACCGGUUGAGCUUCCGGCUGGGUUCCUGGAUCCAACGGGACAUCACCACCAGAAUACCGAUACGCCAGAAGGCCACAGAAGCCCUGCCUAACGCAUCAGGCCCAUAUAAGAGAUUGCCCACUGGUUCUCAGAAUGGCCCGCUGCGUGCGCCGCUUCGAUAUCCGCAGGCAAAGAGCCAACCAGGUCAAGGACGGGUUGUUCGCGCCAAACCGAAACAGAUAGUGAUAUACCAUGCGGGGACAGGGAAAAUCGCAUUUAUCGGCAUGAUGCGAGUCACCACUAUUCUCCUCUUCGUCGUUUCAUGUUCGGUGGUUGCUCCUGCGUUUUAUGCAGCAGACUUCCCGUGGUAUAUUGCGCCCGCAAUUGUUAUUGGCGGAGCUAUUCCUAUGCUGUUCGUCUCGUUUACGACCGCACCUUUCGUGAAUCAAGUUUACCUUUCGUUACCCGCCUUUACCCAACAAUCCAAAGAACAUCUGCGAACAUACUUGAACAAGAUUCCACGCACUGCAACAUUGAAUAUUGAGACUAUGAAGUUCAACUUCUAUCCAAAGCGAACACUUGUGUCGAUAGCUGACUUGGCCCCUCGGAAGUCGAAGCUUCGGCCUGUGAGCCUAAUGAACAUAAACCCACAACCUAGGCCUUGGUGGAAAGGAAAGGACCAGGUGCUCUUUUUCGCGCCUGAGAAGAGCCGGCCUGCAAAGUCUACUUCGAGGUUUCUCCCUGAGGCGUGGGAGAAGGUCUUUGCCCAAAUUAAGAAUAACCGGGCUCCGUGA
Messenger RNA from Arthroderma uncinatum, 795 nucleotides. RefSeq lists its product as uncharacterized. Bases 1 to 795 code for a protein of 264 amino acids. NCBI's taxonomy places the organism in Eukaryota, Fungi, Ascomycota, Eurotiomycetes, Onygenales, Arthrodermataceae. The transcript is spliced from 3 exons. The record is from RefSeq and is a predicted model, not a curated record.